This is a messenger RNA of Didymodactylos carnosus, 1062 nucleotides long. NCBI's taxonomy places the organism in Eukaryota, Metazoa, Rotifera, Eurotatoria, Philodinida, Philodinidae. The record is from the annotation of a GenBank genome assembly.
AUGAUGCAUGAUGAUAUAAAGAAACUUUUAUAUGAUUUAUACGGGUUAACUGUUUCAGAAAUAAAACAAUUUGUUAGUUAUUACGAUAAAAACUUUUUAAUACGAACAAGACAACUUGAAGAAUCAAAAGAAUACUUGUUGAAAAUUCAUAAAUCAAAUUCGAUAGUACAGUACGAAGCAGAAACAAAAUUAUUAGAACAUUUAAGAGAUAAAAAUGUUGCAGCACCUAUUCCAGUUAAAACACUUGAUAGCAAAUGGUUUCAUGUAUUAUCCAUUUCUGAUAGUGAAACAUAUAUAAUCAGAUUAUUUAUCUAUAUUCCAGGUACUAUUCUUUUUAAUUGUGGUCAAUACACACGAAAUUUACUGAAAUUACUUGGUGAUUAUGUCGGUAAAAUUGAUGUCGCCUUGAAAACAUUUCAUCAUUCAUUUUAUGAUGAUUAUAUUCACGAUUGGUCAUUGUUAUCUUUUAAAAAUAUAACACACGAACAAUUACUGACGAUUGAUAAUCUCGAAUAUCGAAAUAUUGUUAAAAUGAUUCAAAAACAAUUUCAAACCGAUAUAGUAGACAAAAAACAUUUAUUUCAAUAUGGUCAAAUUCAUGGUGAUAUUAAUGAUCAAAAUAUUAUUAUUAAUGAUACAAACGAUAUGAUAAUAGCUAUUAUUGAUUAUGGUGAUUCUCAUCGUAGUUACUAUAUAUUUGAGUUAGCUAUUACUAUUUUAUAUGUAUUAUUAUUCGAUGAGAAUACAAUUGAGGAUUUAUCAUAUGGUACACAUGUUUUGAAAGGUUACACGAAAUAUAUUCAGUUUAAUCAAGAUGAACUGAAGGUAUUACCCAUUUGUAUUAAAGCAAGAUUGUGUCAAUCAUUAAUAAAUGGACUUAGAGCAUAUAAAUUAGAUCCAACCAAUACAUAUGUGAUGACAACACAAAAAUUAGGAUGGAAAUUUUUAAUGAAACUAACAAUGAUGUCAAAUGAUGAAAUAAUGGAACAAUUUUUACACGAAAGUUCUUUAAAUAGUACAUCUGAUACAAAAACAUUAAUUUCAACUAAAAAUAUCUGUUAA